Oppiella nova is the source of this 271-nucleotide messenger RNA. NCBI's taxonomy places the organism in Eukaryota, Metazoa, Arthropoda, Arachnida, Sarcoptiformes, Oppiidae. The record is from the annotation of a GenBank genome assembly.
GACUAUUUCGCGUUGGCGUCCCAUCUGUUGUGGUGGGUGUGGGGUAUCCUUAAGGCCCGUACCUCUCGAUUGCGUUACGGAUAUUGGGAGAACGCGAGGGACAGACUCCAGGCGUACCACAAACAUAAGGAACAGGUGCUCAGGGACUAUGGCCUACAAUAACAUAUAUUUGAUAAUUAUGAACUGGGCAAUUUUAUUCUAUGUUAAUAACACUUUAUAGUCAUUUUUAAAAUUUUAUUAAAGUUUGUCAAAUUUUAAUUUAAUUUUGGUA